AUUGCAUUUUUUGUUUUGAGUGUUAUAAGAGAGAGAGGAGAGAAAGUGAACUUUGACAAACACUCUCAAUAAACAAAACACAUAAAUUAAGAGAAAAGUAACCAAACCAAUCUCAACCUUCUCCUACUUAAUCCAUACUCCCAGGUCUGUUCUUGAGUCCCAGCAUUGGAAAAUCUCUAAGGUUUCAAAAAAAUUGCUAAUUUCACUCUGGGCAUAUAGAUUUCUGGGUUUCGAGAUUGUUUCAGAAGUCAAGCUACUUAUUCUUUCACCUUCAUUCUUUUUUUGUUGAUGAUUGAUCAAUUUUCUUGUUCGGCUACUGGAUGUAACCUGCAAGCUGUUGACUCGUGACACAGUUGUUCAUCUUAGGCAUGGCUCACUGGGACCAAGUUAAUUAGCUUGUGCCCUGAUCAUCAAUGGAUUGACUGUUCUGAAAGUAAUUGAACAUUCAUUGUAUACACUGGUUUAGUGUGCAGUUUAAAUAUGUUGCUCUGUGAAGUCAUUUCACCAAAUCUAGGACACUUAGCACACUAUCACCAGAAUUGUGCACUGCUUUAAGCAUUGAGUAGAUGCAUUCUUCUUGGUCAAAAGAAGAUAUGUCUCGUCCACUUCUCUUCCUUAUUACUGAUGGUUUGGGUUCAAUUGUUAUACUGUUUGUCAUUAUGCCAAUGGCAAUGGCAACCCUGGUCCAUUAUGGUUUGGUGAUCAGAGGACACAAAUUGUAUUAUCUAGCACUUCUCAGCAUAGAAAUCAGCAACAUGUUUCAUAGAAUUUUGGUUCACUGUUUUUUAAGUGGUGGUUCAUGAUUGGCUUGUUCUUUAUUCUUUUGGAUGUUGGCAGGUGGGGCUUUUCCCAGUGGUAUCACUGGCAUGAAACUGUGGAUUUUCAACAUAUUUGAAAGUGUACUAGUUUGUUUAAUGGGCUGCUUUUGCUCAAAGAAAGCUCACCCACAAGGGUAUGAGAAUCCUAUCGUUCUUGCUGCUGAAACACGUUUUACUGUCAAUGAAGUAGAGGCUUUAUAUGAACUUUUUAAGAAAUUGAGCAGUUCAAUAAUUGAUGAUGGGCUCAUUCACAAGGAAGAAUUCCAGCUUGCACUCUUCAAGAACAGAAAUAAAAAAAAUCUCUUCGCGGACAGGGUUUUCGAUUUAUUUGACAUAAAGCGCAAUGGGGUUAUUGAGUUUGGAGAAUUUGUUAGAUCAUUGGGUGUCUUUCAUCCAAAUGCACCUGUAGAAGACAAAAUUGCAUUUGCUUUUAAAUUAUAUGACCUGAGGCAAACCGGAUAUAUUGAGAGAGAGGAGUUGAAGGAAAUGGUCUUGGCACUUAUGCAUGAAUCAGAAUUGGUACUUUCAGAUGAUGUUAUUGAAGUAAUUGUGGAUAAGACUUAUAAUGAAGCAGAUGCAAAAGGUGAUGGAAGAAUUGAUCAAGAAGAGUGGAAGGAAUUUGUUUUGAAAAAUCCUUCUCUGUUAAAGAACAUGACUCUACCGUAUUUAAAGGAUAUAACACUAGCAUUUCCCAGCUUUGUUGUAACUUCUGAAGUUGAAGAAUCAGAAAUAUGACUUGGAAUUCCAUAAAGAGGUAUAUAUCAACUAUUUCAUGUCCCAUGAUGGUGAAAUAUUUUGAACUACCUUUUAUAUGAUGGAAUGUGGACUUUGGAGGAUAUAAUCUCUAACUACAGUCGAAGAACGUACUGAAGAGUUUGCAACUCCAUGAAGCAUAGCCAACAAACUAAGACUCGCUCCCCAGGCUGCACAUUAUCUUUGCUAUCUUCAAAUACAUGUUCACGGAAUGCGGCUGGUACCAAUAAUUUGUAUAUAGGUUUCAUUUCUAAUUCUAUACCGAAAGUUUUUAAAUAAACUGUAAACUGAAUAGAGAUAAAUGUAUUUCAUAUUGUAUAUAUUCCAUGCUGCAAAUUACUGGCUAUGA
Messenger RNA from Quercus lobata, 1920 nucleotides. Its product is annotated as calcineurin B-like protein 4. Bases 828 to 1553 code for a protein of 241 amino acids. Gene Ontology annotation, biological process: calcium-mediated signaling. Gene Ontology annotation, molecular function: calcium ion binding; kinase binding. Lineage: Eukaryota; Viridiplantae; Streptophyta; Magnoliopsida; Fagales; Fagaceae. The transcript has 10 exons. The record is from RefSeq and is a predicted model, not a curated record.